AUGUUGGCGCGGUUUUAACAGGCAGCACACGUUGAGGAGCUGGUUGUCUGCAUCAAAGCAGCUACGAGGGUUCUCGCGGUGACUGUAAAUCUUGUUCACUGAGCUACUUAAGUAUUUGCUUACCUUCUCCUCUCUUGUCCGGCGUGUUGUGUCUGCUGUCGACCCCGUACGCCCACUCCUUCAGCCCCGGUAGACGGAUCGUCUUCGUCUCGCCCACGAUGUGCGUACCGACUCGAAUUGUAGGAUGUCUAGUCUUGAUGUUCUUCUUAGCGACGGACGAGGCACAUGCCCGGGCACUUCCAACUACCAGUGAUGAUGCCGAAGCGUUGCCUAGCGACGAGGUUCGUGUUCUAAACAAGUAUGACUGUGUGUUGGUUAUCUUCAAGAAUCCAGACCAGCUACCGGAUUGCGUCAAUGAGUUCUUCAAAAAGAAGGAUUCCUUGGCCAUGAUCCAUAUGCUCCGAGAUGAACUUGAGAAAAGCGAGUCAAACGAAGCGGAGACGUCAAAGAAGACUGGAGAUGGUUCGGCGGACGACGUAAACAUUCCCACUAAAAGGGUAGACGAGGUGGCUGACGUAAAUGACCAGCUUGGGGAGGAUCUGCACAGUCUCUCAAGAAAGUCACCACCGGUCACAGUUGAGAUCAUGGACACCGAUGCCGACGUCACUGAAGAUGAUGACGACGAUGAUGAUGAUGACAACGACACCAUUGACAAUAAGGAGAAGAAAGGAGAUGCCGCCACCGAAGACGACACUGACGACGAUGACAAUGAUGAAGAUGUUGAAGGAGAACUCUUAAACAAAAAUCUUCAAGAUGAUGGUGGAGAAGAAAGUGAUGAUGAUGAUGAUGAUGAUGACGAUGACGAUGGCAACGACACCAUUGACAAUAAGGAGAUGAAAGAGGAUGCCGCCACCGAAGAAGACGAUGACGACGAUGAUGAUGAUGAAGAUGUUGAAGGAGAACUUUUAAACCAAAAUCUUCAAGAUGAUAGUGGAGAUGAUGAUGAUGGUGAUGAAGAUCAGAGUCAAGAAGGAGUGGAGGAAGUCAAAGAUGCAAAUGCGGAUGAAGAAGAUUCAGAAGACGCUGAAGAUGACAACGAAGAAGACGAUGAUGAUGGUGACAAUGAUCACGAUGAAAAAGGGGAGGCAAAUCUUAAGGAACAGCAGACUACCGAUGACGAUGACGUCGACGAUGACGACGUUGAUGAUGAAGGAGACGAAGGAGAUGACGAAGGAGAUGAUGAAGAUGAAGAUGGAGAUGACGAUAAUGACGUAGAGGAUAGCGAUAAAGAGAAAGAAGGAGCUACCGAUGAGGGCGCUUCACAUGAUGGAGAUUCAUUGUCAGAUGACGGGGAGGCGACUGAGGAGGAGACUGAAACUCUCAUCACCAAAAUCUACAACAUUUUGCAGUCACUUAUCAACCGAAAGGAAUCAGACGCAACUGAAAGCUCAGAAGAUUUGAACUACGAUGACAAUGACAGCGACGAUGACGACGACGAUGAUGGUGAUGACGAAGAAGGAGAACAGACCAACGAGAUACUACGUGACAGUCAGGAGGAAGGAGGUGAUGGUUAUUACGACAGCGACGAUGACGACGAAGAUAAUGUCAUUAAGAAUAAAUAUGAUGAUGAAGAUGAUGAUGAUAACGACAGCGACGGCGACGAAGAUGACGAUGGUGAUGAAGAAGACACUAAUGGCCUUAAAGAAGGUAUGAAGCCAGACACUGAAUAUAAUGAUGAAGAAGGCGCUGAGAAUGAAGCUACUGCAGAUGGGAAGGAUAGAGACAGGGAUGACGAAGAUGAUGAUGAUGAAGAUGACAAUAAGGUGAUCGACAAGAACACUCCAGCAGAUGGUGACAAUUACUCUGAUGGGGAAAACGAUGAGAAUGAUGAUGAUGAGGAGGAGGAGGAAGGAACGGAUGAAGAUGGAGACGAGAAAGAUGAAGAUGCGGAUAUGGAGGAAGAUGCGGAUAUGGAGCAAGAGCUUGAAGAAAUCAGCAGGUUGCAAAAUGCUGGUGACCAAUCUGCCGACGAUGAUGAUGAUGAUGAUGAUGACGAAGAUGCAGAUGUUGGUAAUGUUGAGGAGGAGGAGAAAGAAACCAAGAUGGAAGAUGAGGAGUUUAAACUUGUCAAGGAGCUGAGGGAGGCCCUCUCUAAGUCAGAAAACGGUGAUGACGUAGUGGACGAAGAUGACUUCAUCGGGCAGCUGCAGCACGUUGCGGACAACAAAUCUAAAAGAUAAUGUCACAAUAGCGCCCUCUUCGCCGUCAAAGGAGUAGAGUCUGUUUACUUUGCAAUUUUAGUUGAUUUCCGACGAGGAAAACUAAAGAUUAUUUCAAAUUCCUUAUGCUAGUUUUCUGGAGUGAAGUGAAAUUUCUCAAACACACCAAAUCAUUUAAAAAUGUGAUACUGUAUUAACGAUUUUGUACUUUAACUAAACGAGCUGUGAAAAACAGCCUUACAGUUUUAGGCUUGUGUAAAACUUAUCACCGUGGAAAUUAUAACAUGUCAUGCAUCUAUGGUUAAUAAGUUGGUUAAAUAAGUUGUGACAGUAGACAAUAAGAGACUUUUGGGACGCUUGGUUGCAGCAGACUUUCCAGGUAAAGUGCGCAUGCUCAAAACUACGUAUGGAAAUUUACCUGUUAAGUCUGCUGCCACCUACCGUUCCGAAGUCUCCCAUUACUUUUUAGUGGCAGAGGUUCCCUGAUAAAUAUCAUUGAGACGAAGCCGCAUAUAGUGAAAACGUAUUUGCACAAGUCAGCCCUGCCAUUUUCUCACUCGAAAAAUUCAUUUUUGAUGAAAGUAUACAGAGAUACUGUAUUGCCAUAAAAACGCGAAAGUGCACAAGAGGUGAGGACACUAGACCUUAUGCACAUGACGUCAUUUCAGUAAGGCGCCCUCACCUAGUGGUCAAAAGGAGGUUGUUCAUUGGCCAAUACUGUGCGCCGCGUGUACAGAUCUGUCGUCUCGAUUGUUUGGUCACCGUUUUUCCUCGAAGAUGGCGGCUGGAUGACGUCAAUGCAUUUGGUUUAUUCACAUCCAUACAUAGUAUGCCUUCGAAACUUUGAAAUGGAAAAAAAUUCCCUCAAUUACUUAGAAUGGCUCAAUUGUAAGAAACAAAGAUAUUCGAGUAAGGCUGUUUUGCCAUGGAAGGGCCGAAGUAGACCUCUUGGAUGUGACGUCAUAAGCCGAAACCAUUGGCUGAGAGUUGUGCGUGGCGCGUACAUGGUUGAUAGCUCUAGCUCUGUGUUGCAAACACUAUCUGUACAUUCCUCUGUUCUGUGCACUUAAAAAAAAUCUUCAACACUACGAAUAGACACUGUGGGAUGUCCACUUAUUCAAACCCUUUAACAAAAAGGGGCAGGGUGUUUGCCAGAGUGUGGACGUCCUUGCUUCUCUUUUGGCGACUCGAAUAGGCUAUAGUUACACACAAUUAUUAAGUAAAUUUAAAUCACUAACACAGCCUACCCCUUUCAUGUAAACUUUUUAAUUGUAUCUAUUGCAAUAAUGUACAGAUUUUUGUAUGGUGCCCUUUCAUACUUGGGGUGUGGUGGUUAACCGUGAAUGUUUCCCUUCUAUGUUCUUUUUUAUACUUUAGAUCUGUGGUUUAAACCUAGACUUGUUAAGUUAGAGAUAAACCUCGUUAAUAGGAAUGACUUUAAAAUUGAGAAUGAUGUGUUUCAUUUGAGUUGAACUCUUUGUACACAAAUAAUAUGUCUAAAAUAA
This is a messenger RNA of Asterias rubens (European starfish), 3724 nucleotides long. RefSeq names its product serine-aspartate repeat-containing protein F-like. Lineage: Eukaryota; Metazoa; Echinodermata; Asteroidea; Forcipulatida; Asteriidae. Bases 219 to 2240 code for a protein of 673 amino acids. The transcript is spliced from 8 exons. The record is from RefSeq and is a predicted model, not a curated record.